AUGGUGCAUGAGACUGAACCUGAAUUUCCUAUGGAAAUUUCUGAACGGUUGAUAGAGCUCGCGGAGGAAUAUAAGGAUGGCGUUUUCACCGAGAAGGGCUAUGUGAUGAAAAAGCUUAAGCUUUUAAAACCGUUGUUGGCCAACUCGGUACAAGAAAAGAUUCAGAAAGCUCAAGACGAUUACAAAGAAGGAAAGGCAACCGAAGAGCAGCUCAUAGACCAGCUGAAAGAGCUCCUCUCUAAGAUUGGUCACAGAGCUAGCAAUGGAUGUGGUGCAGUUCCAUUAUCUCCUGCAUCAUGUAGUGAUGGUCAACACAGCUUAAUGUCAUCUGUGAAAGAAGAACCAAUGGAGACAGAAGAUGCAGCCUCCAGAAAUAGUCUAUCAAACGGAACAAGUAGUAAUGACAACACUGAUUCUGGUGCCUCAGGAACAAACUCUAAUGAGAUUAUGCAGACUGAUGACUCAGAUGAUAAACCACUUAUUGACUCAACUGCAGGGGCAUCAAAUGGCAAUUCAAAGGAAGGCCACAUUGAAAAUGAAGCUCAGACAGCCUCAUUAUCCACCAGCAAAGGAGGGUCAUCUUUGCUGUUAGAGAAAACCUCUCCUGACUCUGAGGACAAGAUAAAAACCAAACUGAGAAAAGAGACUGGCAGGCAACUGGGUAUUAGAGAGAUGUUUGCUAAAGGGCCUGUUAAAAGAAAGAAUACAGCAGAUGACAGUGAAGAUGCUGGUGAGACCAGUGAAGAUUCACUAAACAGCAUCAUUAGCAAAGAUAACAAACGUCUUAAAGUGACAGAGGAUGAAAACACUGAUAAAAAAGAAAAAGAAUUGUCAGAAACAGAAACAGGAACAGAAAGGCAAGACUAUCAGCUAAGAGAAUCCUCUGCAGGAGCAAAAUGUGAAGGGGAAAAAACACAGACUCCUGUCAAGUGUAAGGAAUGCAAGCAACUUCUGGACAGUCCUGACUUAAGACUUUUCCUUGGUGACUGUGAUGAUGCUGUGGAAGAAUUUGUUGCCUUAACUGAUCCACGUUUGUCUCUGUUCUCUGGUGAAGAGGAACAAUUUGACAGCUAUAACGAUAGACCACAACACAAAAUAACAAAUUUCAGCAUUUAUGACAAGAACACUCACCUGUGCCCUUUUGACUCUGGCUUGAUAGAGAAAAAUAUAGAACUAUUCUUCAGUGGAUACCUUAAACCAAUCUAUGAUGAAAAUCCAAGUCCAGAAGGUGGAGUUCCAACAAAAGCUUUAGGGCCGAUCAAUGAAUGGUGGACAACAGGAUUUGAUGGAGGGGAGAAUGCUCUCAUUGGUUUUACUACAGCCUUUGCAGAGUACAUAUUGAUGCAGGCAUCUGAGGAAUAUAUGCCCUUUAUGAACCUCAUGAGAGAGAAGAUUGCUAUGAGUAAGAUUGUCAUUGAAUUUAUACAAGAUAAUCCAGAGGCAAGGUACGAGGACUUGCUGAAUAAAGUACAGACUUCUGUGCCUCCAGAAAACUGUUCCACUUUUACUGAAGAUACACUGUUGAGACAUGCCCAGUUCCUUGUUGAACAGGUGGAAAGUUAUGACCAAGCAGCUGAUGAUGAUGAGCUCCCACUGUUGGUGACACCAUGCAUGAGGGCUCUCAUCAAGCUGGCAGGAGUUACACUUGGAAAAAGACGUGCUGCAAGGGGAGUGAAAGUCCGACUAGACAAGAAGAAGAAAGAUACAGGUCCUUCAAAAGCCACCACUACACCCCUGGUGCGGAACAUAUUUGACAUUUUCUUCCAAGAUCAAAUCGAUGGUAAAGAAACAAGAACAUCUCGUAGGAAGCGAUGUGGUGUUUGUGAGGUGUGCCAGCAGCCAGACUGUGGAAAGUGUAAAUCCUGCAGGGACAUGGUCAAGUUUGGUGGAACUGGCAGAAAGAAACAGUGCUGUGAAGAAAGAAGGUGCCCUAACUUGGCUGUUGAAGAAGCUGAGGAUGAUGAAGAUGUCACAGAGGAGAGUGAAGAAAAUGUGAAAAUGAGUCCUAACAAGGAUAUGGUGAAGAAGAAAAAAACAACACAUAAAACUGCAAAAUCAAAGAAAGGGAUUAAUGAGACCAAAGUUGAAUGGAUAGGAGAUCCUGCUAAAGUCAAUGGAAAGAAGAAAUACUACUCAUCAGUUCUUAUCAACAGCCAAGAGGUACAAGUGGGAGAUUUUGUGAAGGUACGCCCUGAGGAUCCUCACAUGCCACUUUUUAUUUCCUGUGUGUGCUACAUGUGGGAGGCGGCAAAUGGUGACAAGAUGUUUCACUGCAGAUGGUUCAGCCGUGGCUCAGAAACUAUUUUGGGUGAAACAAGUGAUUCUAAGGAGCUUUUUCUUGUGGAUGAAUGCGAUGACAACCCUCUUGGUUCCAUUGUACAGAAAUGUGUUGUGACGCAGAAGUUGCCAGAAGCUGAUUGGUUCCAGAGGGGCGGACUUGAAGAGCGGGAAGCUGACAGCAUGAUGGAAGAGGACGAUGGGAACACAUUUUUCUAUCAGAAAUGGUAUGAUUCUGAACAUGGUCGAUUCACAGAUCCCCCCUCGGAAUACACUGCUGCUUUAGAUAGGAAAGAAAAUCAUAAAUUUUGUGAGAGCUGUAAGCGACAGACAGCACAAAAGCAGCUAGAAACACCAACAGUGGAGGAACCACUGGAAAAAGAAUCAAAAUCUUCCUCUAAAACGUAUUACAAAUCGUGCAACAUAAACGGCGUGCAGUACAAGCUAGGAGAUUGUGUUUUCCUCACGCCUGAAGCAUUUUCAUUCAAUGUCAAGCCGAAAGAGACGAAGAAAGGCUUCAAGAAGAACGAAAAGGUGGACGAAGAGGUUUAUCCUGAAUAUUACAGGAAACCCAAUGAGUAUGUGAAAGGAAGUAACUAUGAUGUACCACAACCAUUUGAAAUAGGUCGCAUUGUAAACAUCUUUACAAAAUCAAGUUCAGGGAAGUUAACAGAAGAACUUGAUAUUAUGUUGACUGUUAAUAAAUUUUACAGGCCAGAGAAUACUCACAAGGGAUCAAGUUUUGGCCACCAAGCAAAUCUGAAUUUAUUAUAUUGGAGCAAAGAAGAGGCAACUAUUUCCAUCGAUGACGUCACAGGCGGGUGCGUGGUUACUUGUGGAGAGGAUCUUAACUGUUCAGUUGAAGAAUAUACAGCCAAAGGAAUUAACUAUUUUUACUUCUUAGAGGCGUAUAACAGUGAAACAAAAGAGUUUGAAGAGCCUCCAAUCGCGGCGCGUAAUGCUGCAAUGAAAGGAAAGGGUAAAGGCAAGGGGAAAGGUAAAGGAAAAGGGAAGGCUUCUGCUGAAACAGAUAAUCAGAGCUCAAAGAAAGAUUUUAAUGGUACAGCGAAUGAAACAGUCGCUAAACUGCGGUGUCUUGAUGUUUUUGCCGGCUGCGGCGGUCUGUCAGAGGGUCUUCAUGAAGCAGGCGUGGCUGAGUCCUGUUGGGCCAUUGAGAAGGAGGAGCCUGCAGCAAGCGCCUUCAGUUUGAACAAUCCCGGAUGUACUGUGUUCACUGAUGACUGUAACUCUCUUUUGAAGCUUGUGAUGGAUGGUGAAAAGAAGAAUCCAAAAGGACAGACACUACCCCAGAAGGGAGAUGUAGAGCUGUUGUGCGGCGGCCCCCCCUGCCAAGGAUUCAGUGGAAUGAACCGUUUCAGUUCAAGAGACUACUCCAAAUUUAAGAAUUCUCUGGUGGCAUCUUACCUCAGUUACUGUGAUUACUACCGGCCGAAGUUUUUCAUUUUGGAAAAUGUUCGCAACUUUGUGUCAUUCAAGCGAAGCAUGGUGCUGAAAUUAACUCUACGAUGCCUUCUUAAGAUGGGAUAUCAGUGUACAUUUGGUGUCCUACAGGCUGGUUGUUAUGGCGUUCCACAGACUAGGCGGAGGGCCAUUAUUAUGGCAGCUGCUCCAGGUGAAGUGUUACCGCUGUACCCUGAGCCGACACACUGCUUUUCUCCUCGGGCCAUUCAACUCACGGUCAUGGUGGACGAUAAGAAAUUCCAAUCGAACAUUACUCGGCUAUCGUCGGCUCCCUACCGAACAAUCACUGUACGGGACGCCAUGUCAGAUCUUCCGGAGAUAAGGAAUGGCGCGUCUAAUGAUGAGAUCUCUUACAAUGGCGAUUCGAUUUCUCAUUUUCAAAGACAAAUGCGCGGCCGUCAAGACCAGCCAGUUCUUCGAGAUCACAUUUGUAAGGAAAUGAAUCCUCUAGUUGCUGCACGCAUGCGUCACAUUCCUACUGCCCCAGGAUCAGACUGGAGAGAUUUGCCGAAUAAUAUCGUCCGUCUGUCCGACGGUACUUACACCAGCAAACUAGCUUAUACGCACGAUGACAAGAAAAACGGUCGGUCAUCCAACGAUGAAUUACGAGGAGUUUGUUCGUGCGCAGAGCGCAAGCCAUGUGACCCGGCUGACCGUCAGGUCAACACUCUUAUACCAUGGUGUCUUCCACAUACGGGAAACCGCCAUAAUCACUGGGCGGGGCUGUACGGUAGACUGGAGUGGGACGGGUACUUCAGUACAACCAUCACGAAUCCUGAGCCCAUGGGAAAGCAGGGCCGAGUCCUUCAUCCACAGCAACACAGAGUUGUCAGUGUGAGAGAAUGUGCUAGGUCCCAGGGAUUCCCCGACGCUUAUCGAUUCUAUGGAAGCAUCAUCGACAAACAUCGACAGGUCGGAAAUGCGGUGCCACCGCCCCUAGCGGCCGCUAUUGGCCGUGAAAUAAGAAAAUGUUUAACUCCUGAAUCCAAGUCCAAAUCGCCUGAGUAAAGACCACGCAGUGCACGCUGGCCGUGUAUACCUUUUUUUUUCGAUCCUUGCCGCGUCAAGACGUCACAUAGGAUUUGUGCAAACAGUAUUUGCACUCUAUACACUCAAAUCUUCCUCGAAUAUAUAUACAUGUACACAUAUAAAUCAGCGUUUCACUCGUAUGCCUUGGGAUUAACACAACCACCGGUUGAGUCGGAAGCCACGUGUUUUUGAGAGCUAUACCGAGCCUACUAAGUAUUUAUUUCACGAUAUAUCACACUCUGCCCCAGUUCUGGCAGCGGAUAGUUUGGCCCAUUUCGUAACAAGUCAUUCUAACGUUCAAUAAUAUCUAGUGAUAUCUCGUAA
Pocillopora damicornis (cauliflower coral) is the source of this 5112-nucleotide messenger RNA. Its product is annotated as DNA (cytosine-5)-methyltransferase 1.S-like. Gene Ontology annotation, biological process: negative regulation of gene expression via chromosomal CpG island methylation; DNA methylation-dependent constitutive heterochromatin formation. Gene Ontology annotation, molecular function: chromatin binding; DNA (cytosine-5-)-methyltransferase activity; DNA binding. Lineage: Eukaryota; Metazoa; Cnidaria; Anthozoa; Scleractinia; Pocilloporidae. Gene Ontology annotation, cellular component: nucleus. The record is from RefSeq and is a predicted model, not a curated record.